AUCAUCAUCUUUUUUUCUUAUGUAGGGACUCCCCCUUCUUUGCCGGAUCCAGGGACAUCGUCGGUCUCGUGCUUGUUUUCUCUCUGGCAUCGCUACUCCUACUCCUCCCUCUCCUCUUUUCCCCUCUCCCCAUUGAUCCCCUCCUCUCCCCCUUCCCAUCACCUCCCCCUCCUCGCGCACGAUCCUUGCGACAACCUUCUGUCUUGCUGCGAACUCGAUCUGAGAUCCCGUCGAUUCCCGACGAACCCUUCCAACGGUCCGUUCGUUCGACCAAUACGGAAAUUCUUUCUACGGAUCUCACCCCCCCUCUACUCCCCCCCCAUUCCAUUCGCCAUGGGUAUCUUCAAGCGAAAGGACUCCAAAAUCUCGGUCCAUAGUGACACGGAUGAGCAAGAGUCAUACACCUCCAUCAACAGUGCUCGCAACUCCAGUGCCUCUCUAAAGUCCCCCGGUUAUAAAGGCAGUUCCAUGCCUUCUUCCAUUCCCGAGCUGUCCAUCACGAAACCUCCCGAUCCCGCCCUCGACCCGGCUGCAUACUUGCGCAGCAUCCAUGCUGUUCGCGAACGCUCCAAUCUCGUCCUGGCCAAGGCCAAAAAGAACCAAUUACGCCAUUUCGAGGUCGAUAUGUCGAAAUUCUCCUCCACCGCGUCCUAUAUCGUCUCCAUCAUCAAGAGAGACUAUGCGCCCGACUAUGAGUCGAUUCCCCCGCACGGCCGCUGGCAACACUUUGAUGUGGGCGGUCGCCCCCGCAUCAACCAACUGCUGCAGUCGUGGCCCAGCUCCAUCGAUGCGCAGGAACGCACCCGCCGCCUCAUCGACCUCUUCGUUGUCUCCGUCCUCCUAGACGCUGGUGCUGGCACCACGUGGUCCUACCGGUCCAAGGAAUCCGGCAAGAUCUUUUCGCGCAGUGAGGGGUUGGCCGUCGCCACGUUGGAGAUGUUCAAGUCGGGUUUGUUCAGCAGCGACCCGACCGAACCCUGUCAGGUGGAUGGCGCCGGUUUGAAGAAGAUCACGGUCGACGUGCUCGCCAAGGGAAUGCAGCACUCGGAAGGGAACCAGCUCGCGGGUAUCGAGGGCCGCGCUGGCCUUCUCAUCCGACUCUCGGAGGCGUUAAACAACCAGGAAUUUUUCGGGGUGGAUGCGCGACCAGGGAAUAUGCUGGACUAUCUCCUGUGUCACCCAUCCACGUUAGCUUCGUCGGUGCCCAUCGUUCCCAUCACCACCUUGUGGACCGUCCUGAUGGACGGGCUCACCCCCAUCUGGCCCCCGUCCCGAACCCAGGUGGAUGGCCUCUCGAUCGGAGACGCCUGGCCCUGUUCGACCCUGCCUCCCUCCCCGCCCGCGCAGUCGUGGGAGAACAUUGUACCAUUCCACAAACUCACCCAAUGGCUGUGCUACUCCAUCAUGGUCCCGAUGUCCCGGUUGAUGAAGAUCCACUUUGCGGGCAGUGAGCUGCUCACGGGGCUGCCCGAGUAUCGCAACGGUGGCCUCCUGAUUGACAUGGGGCUGCUGACCCUCAAGGACGAGGACCUCGAGCGAGGGGUUGCUGCGUACAAGCAGAACGCCCAGAUUCGGGGGCAGCCCAGCGUGGAGGUCGUUCCCUUCUUCUCGGCCGAUGACGACGUGGUAGUCGAAUGGCGCGCGGUCACGGUCGGAUUUUUGGACGACCUGCUGGACGAAGUGAACUCGCAGCUGGGUCUGAGAGGGGAGGAUCAAUUGUCCUUGGCGCAGAUGCUAGAGGCUGGAUCAUGGAAGGGUGGCCGUGAAAUCGCCGAGGUCUCCCGACCCAACACGAAAGAACCGCCCAUCAUGAUCCGUUCCGAUGGGACGGUGUUCUAAUGGCUCUUUCGUAUCUCCUUUGUACUGUUGAUUCUUUCGAUACCUUUGCCGCCUAUGGGCGUGAUGACUCUGAUGACCCGAUGUUAACGUGCCUUAUAUUUCUGUACUUGUUGUUUACUAUACUUUUGUCCUUGGGCCUGAUUUCGGAGUACCGAUAUCUCUUUCCUUCUGUCUCACUUUUUUUCUUGAUAUUUUCUUUCUUGUCUCCACUAUUGAUAUAGUUGGAUUUUGUUCUUGGUAUAUAAUUUCUUGUGUAUGGGCCGGGAUAAAAGCAAUGAUGAUUGGGAUUUGUAUGGGAGGAAUGACUUGGCGCAAUAAGAAUGUAUACCUAAU
This is a messenger RNA of Aspergillus campestris IBT 28561, 2172 nucleotides long. Its product is annotated as URC4/urg3 family protein. The transcript is spliced from 4 exons. Bases 334 to 1839 code for a protein of 501 amino acids. The record is from RefSeq and is a predicted model, not a curated record. NCBI's taxonomy places the organism in Eukaryota, Fungi, Ascomycota, Eurotiomycetes, Eurotiales, Aspergillaceae.